Plutella xylostella (diamondback moth) is the source of this 899-nucleotide messenger RNA. RefSeq lists its product as uncharacterized. The record is from RefSeq and is a predicted model, not a curated record. Lineage: Eukaryota; Metazoa; Arthropoda; Insecta; Lepidoptera; Plutellidae.
GGUCAUAUGUUACGCUGUCUUUGUUUUGUUAUAAAAUUAAAUUGUAAAUAAAAUAAAUAUUUUUCAGUUACCACUUACCAUUCAGCAUUGAUUUAAAUCAUUAGAAGAUUUACUGUAGGUAUUAAAUUUUAAAUAAUGAAUUGAGGGUUUUGGUUGAUUGUGGUAAAACUGAAAAAUUCUGAUCUGAUGAGUUUGGAUGCGGAAGAAGCUAACGAAACCCAGCAACUAAUGCAGCAUGAAGGUGAAGACGAAGAGCACAGAGUUGCUCAGCCCGCGGCCUCGCCGGUGACCAGCGUCAAAAUGUCGAGUGGAGCUGCUAGCUGCACAUCAAAAAAUCCCGAAAAACUAUUCACCAAUACUGGCACCAAUAGUUUACAUGAGUCCUCCAAAGUCUCAUAUAUUAACGAAAGACGAUUACACAGAGAGGUCAUGCGGUCUAACAACAACACCAAACCAAAGAAUAUUCCUAAAGAUGCCCCUGAUGUAAAACAUAUGGAGAAAUCAUUACUGGAGCUACUAGAUGACUUCCAUACAGGAAAACUGAGUGCUUUUGGUUCCGGCUGCAGCAUGGAGCAAAUGAUCAACAUCAGAGACCAGCAGGAGCGCCUUGCUAGAUUGCACUUCAAGCUUUGUGCUGAUGUGGAAAAGCCAACAGAAGAUAGUUUUGACAAUUCAGCUGCUCGUGAUAAAAUGGCUCAGUUGGUGCAUAGUCUUGAGCAACUAUCUGAUUCAAUUGAACACUUGCAAACUGGAAAUAGUACCUAAUUCGGAUUCAAAUAUACUUUUGGGAAGAACCCUAUGGAAUCUCUUCAGGUCAGACCUGUUGUGAAAAUAAGUUUAAAAAUAUGUUAUUUCUAAAGAUGGGAUGUAUUAUAAAAUAAAGUAAUCAAUUAAUCAAA